Molecule: messenger RNA, 2608 nt
Organism: Cornus florida
Lineage: Eukaryota; Viridiplantae; Streptophyta; Magnoliopsida; Cornales; Cornaceae
Product: protein CYPRO4
Exons: 2
Coding region: 182-2092 (636 amino acids)
Cellular component (GO): nucleus; cytoplasm
Molecular function (GO): protein binding
Source: RefSeq, a predicted model, not a curated record
ACAAACCCUAAAACUUGAGACUUUACAACGUUCAAAUUUCAAAAUUUGAAAUUCGCGCUAUUUCUAAAAUUUGAAACCUAACGACGCUCCUCAAAUUGUGUACUAGUUCAUACCACCAAACCCACUCCUCUCGUUCAUCUCCGCCAUUUCCGAUCUCUCCUCGUUUGAAAAUCUACAAAGAAUGGGGGCGAAUCACAGUCACGAGGACUUGGGGAUCUCAGAGUCCGAAGAAGAAAGCGAAGAAGAAGUAGAAGAAGAAGAAAGCUAUGAGGACUCCAAAGAUGUGGAAGACGAUGAAGGGCAACAGAGAUCUUCAGGUCGCAGAGGAUCCAAGACGCCGUCGUCUCUCGACGAUCUCGAGGCUAAGCUCAAGGCUCUCAAGCUCAAAUACCCUUCUCAAAACCCAAAUCUCAAGAACGCCGUCAAGCUAUAUCUUCACGUUGGGGGCAACACCCCCAAGUCCAAAUGGGUUGUCUCCGACAAAAUCACCACCUAUUCCUUCGUGAAAACAUCUAAGAUUGACGCUUCCGACGGCGGUGACGAAGACGAAGAAGAGGGAGAAUCUUGGUGGGUCUUGAAGGUUGGGUCCAAAGUUCACGCCAGGGUCGAUACUGGGUUGCAAUUGAAAACCCUAGGCGACCAACGUCGCGUUGAUUUCGUAUCACAGGGCGUUUGGGCCAUGAAAUUCUUUGACGAGGAAGAUUACAAGGGUUUCAUUGCAAAAUUUCAAGAUUGUUUGUUUGAGAACACGUAUGGGAUGGAAUCGAAAGAGGAGAAUAAGGUUAAGGUUUAUGGUAAAGAUUUUAUGGGGUGGGCGAAGCCAGAAGCGGCGGAUGACUCGCUGUGGGAGGAUGCGGCGGAUGACUUCUUGCGGAGCCCUGGUUCGGCGACUCCGGUGAGAGCAACUCAGGAUUUGAGGGAGGAGUUUGAAGAAGCGGCAGCUAAUGGCGGGGCAAUACAGAGCUUGGCAUUGGGUGCAUUGGACAACAGUUUCUUGGUGAGUGAUUCAGGUAUUCAGGUUGUUAAGAAUUUCAGUCAUGGAAUUCAUGGUAAAGGUGCAUAUGUGAAUAUUGAUAGUGCAAGGUCUGGUUUGGUUCAUUCCACACCAAAAAAGGCUCUUCUUAUGAAGGCUGAAACUAAUAUGCUCCUCAUGAGUCCUAUGGCUGAUGGGAAGCCCCAUACAAGGGGGCUCCAUCAGCUUGACAUUGAAACUGGGAAGAUUGUUACAGAAUGGAAGUUUGAAAAGGAUGGGACUGAUAUAACAAUGAGGGACAUUGCAAAUGAUAGUAAGGGGGCCCAAAUGGAUCCUUCUGGUUCAACAUUCUUGGGAUUGGAUGACAAUAGGCUGUGUCGAUGGGACAUGCGUGAUAGGAAUGGGAUGGUCCAGAAUCUUGCUACUGCCAGUGCCCCUGUACUGAAUUGGACUCAAGGUCAUCAGUUCUCUAGGGGGACAAACUUUCAGUGCUUUGCAACCACUGGUGAUGGUUCAAUUGUGGUUGGAUCUCUUGAUGGGAAGAUUCGGUUGUACUCGAUUAAUUCUAUGAGACAGGCGAAAACUGCUUUUCCUGGUCUUGGUUCUCCUAUCACUCACGUGGAUGUUACCUUUGAUGGGAAGUGGAUACUUGGCACAACUGAUACCUACUUGAUCCUUAUAUGCACCCUGUUUACUGACAAGGUUGGCAAGACAAAGACUGGUUUUUCUGGUCGUAUGGGGAAUAGAAUCUCAGCUCCAAGAUUGUUGAAGUUGAAUCCUUUGGACUCACAUAUGGCUGGAGUAAACAAUAAGUUCCGUGGCGCCCAAUUCUCGUGGGUCACGGAGAAUGGGAAGCAGGAGCGUCAUCUGGUUGCAACAGUUGGCAAGUUUAGUGUGAUAUGGAACUUCCAACAGGUGAAAGAUGGUUCUCACGAGUGCUACCGUGAUCAGGUGGGCCUGAAGAGCUGCUACUGUUACAAGGUAGUUUUAAGAGAUCAAUCCAUAGUUGAUAGUCGGUUCAUGCAUGAGAAAUUUGCAGUCAGUGAUUCACCGGAAGCUCCUCUGGUGGUUGCAACCCAAAUGAAAGUCAGCUCCUUCAGCAUAUCUAGUAGGCGAUGACACACUUCAUGGAUAAGAAAUCUGCAGUCUUUGAUUUACCAGAAGCUCCUCUGGUGGUUGAAACCCAAAUGAAAGUUAGCUCCUUCAGCAUAUCUAGUAGGCGAUGACACACUUGAACAAAACCCUUUGUUUUCUUGUGCGCCUUAGAUUUAUCAAUAAAUUUGUUUCAUUUUCUAGUGUGUUAGCGGAUUGUUGUUUGAUUAGGGUUUAUCUGGAAGCAAUUUCAGAGAAGAUUGACUUCUAACUGUACUUUUUUUUUCGUUAUUAUGUUCUGAGACUGCAUUGCAAAUGUUUCUCUGAGCUCCAGCAGAUUUAUUGUUGUUGUAUUACUUGAAACUAAGGGUCAGAUAUUGUUGUUGGAGGGGACAAGUUAAAGCUGCAUUUUGCAUGAAAAAUAGUUCUACUGUAUUGUUGUGACAUGUUGAUCCUUGGAAUUCAUUCUGUUCUGGGAUAAUUUUUUAUUGCACAGGUAAUUCCAAUUGCCGCACUUGUGGAAUGGGGUGCUGAAUUUAUUUA